AUGUCUCUCAAUGGAAAGAUCGCAAUAGUGACGGGAGGGGCUCGAGGAAUCGGUGCUGGCAUAGUUCGAGCUCUUUCUAAACAAGGCGCAAGUGUAAGUCCUGAUCUUAUUGCCCGAAACAGAUUACCAGUGCAGGUUGCAUUCAAUUAUGUCUCUCCUUCAUCCGAAGCUGCUGCUCUAAAGUUGGUUGAGGAAGUAAAGGGGUUCGGGGUUCGAGUGACGUGCAUUCGUGCCGAUAUGGCGUCUCCUGAGGCUCCCUCUCUUAUUUUGAAAGCGGCUCUUCGAGAAUUUCAAACCGACAAGGUCGAUAUUCUGGUGAACAACGCGGGCGUCGGAGGAAACGCACCACUCGAAGAAGUCACAAUUGAAGACUAUGAUCGUCUGAUGGCAGUCAAUGUCAGAGCAGUCAUCUUUAUGACUCAAAGCGUCUUACCUCACAUCAACCGCGGCGGUCGUAUUGUCAACUUGUCUUCGAUAUCUGCCCGCGGUGGCUACCCGACUCAAUCCGUUUAUGCCGCAUCCAAAGCUGCUGUCGAAGGUCUGACACGGGUCUGGGCCACAGAGCUGGGCCACAAAUACGGGGUAACUGUGAAUUCAGUCAACCCUGGCCCUGUCGAUACUGAUAUGUACCGUGCUGCCGGACCUGUGCAUCUUGCGAGGAUGGAAGAACAGAAUAAUAAGGUUCCUGCCGAGCCCAGAUGUGGAACGGAGGAGGAUGUGGCAGAUAUCAUUGUGUUCUUGUGCGAAGAAAGAUCGCGCUGGGUGACCGGGGACACGAUCUGUGCGAAUGGAGGUAUGGUAUACACAUAG
Messenger RNA from Colletotrichum abscissum, 810 nucleotides. RefSeq lists its product as uncharacterized. Lineage: Eukaryota; Fungi; Ascomycota; Sordariomycetes; Glomerellales; Glomerellaceae. The record is from RefSeq and is a predicted model, not a curated record. Gene Ontology annotation, molecular function: oxidoreductase activity, acting on the CH-OH group of donors, NAD or NADP as acceptor. Bases 1 to 810 code for a protein of 269 amino acids. The transcript is spliced from 2 exons.